Messenger RNA from Manis javanica (Malayan pangolin), 894 nucleotides. The record is from RefSeq and is a predicted model, not a curated record. NCBI's taxonomy places the organism in Eukaryota, Metazoa, Chordata, Mammalia, Pholidota, Manidae.
AUGACUUUCAGUGAAGUGGUCCUGAGGCUGCUUUUCGUGACCCAGACCGGGGCUGGGGUCCUGGGGAACACCUUCCUCCUCUCAGCCUAUGCGUCUGCAUCAGGCGCCAGCCGCGCCCUGAGGCCCGUGCACGUCAUUCUCACCAACAUGGCUGUGGCCAACUUCCUGGUGCUUUCCUUCAAGGGGAUCCCCCAGGUGAUAUUUAUGUGGGGGGUGACAGACAUCCUGGGCAACACUGGAUGCAAACUUGCCUAUUAUAUCCAUCGAAUGGCCCGAGGCCUCUCGCUCUGCACCACCUGCCUCCUGAGCAGUUUCCAGGCAGUCACCAUUAGCCCCCGGACUGGUGGGUGGGUGGGGCUCAGAGAGAGAGUCUGGAAGAACGUCGGCUCUUCGUGCUUUCUAUGCUGGCUCUGCAACAUGGGGAUAAAUGUCUUUGUCCCGGUAAAUUUAAAAGCUCCUCAGCAUAGUCACAAUUCUACCGAGACACGGGACUAUGGACUGUGCUCUUCUGACGUUCCUACUACAUCUAGUGCUACAAUAAUCACAGUUCUGAUGACUUUUCCAGAUGUUGUGUUCAUGGGACUCAUGACUGUGGCCACUGUUUUCAUGGUACUUGUCCUACACAGACACCACCAGAGAAUGAGACAUAUUCACACGCUCAGAAGUUCCCACAGAUUCUCUCCUGAGGCAAAAGCCACUCAAACUGUCCUCCUCCUGGCCAUCUCCUUCAUUUUUUUUUACUUCACUAACUCUAUCCUUACAAUUUAUAAUGUUUUCUUCCACUCUCACCUCUGGCUGAUGCACCUUACCACCUUUCUGGCAGCGUGUUAUCCCACCCUCAGCCCCCUGAUACUGUUGCUUCGAGAUCCCCAAGCACCAGGAUUCUGCUCUUAA